Messenger RNA from Alnus glutinosa, 1813 nucleotides. RefSeq names its product serine/threonine-protein kinase-like protein ACR4. The transcript is spliced from 2 exons. Gene Ontology annotation, molecular function: ATP binding; protein kinase activity. Gene Ontology annotation, biological process: protein phosphorylation. The coding region runs from base 202 to 1212 and encodes 336 amino acids. Gene Ontology annotation, cellular component: plasma membrane. NCBI's taxonomy places the organism in Eukaryota, Viridiplantae, Streptophyta, Magnoliopsida, Fagales, Betulaceae. The record is from RefSeq and is a predicted model, not a curated record.
CCAUUAACAAACAAAAGACUCAUAACUAAAACUAGGGAAAGAAUUCCAACUUUCUCACCCAUUUUCAAAAAAGACACCCUCUAUGUUCUUGCUCAUUGAUUUGGUCCUUAAUUACCAGCUUCCGAUCCCAUAUAUAUAUACAAACUCUUCCUUAUUUCAUACUCAAAGCCCCCAUCAAACCCUGCAAAAAAGAUAACGAAAAUGAACCAAAUUGGGCGUAUUGCUUAUUACCUUGUCAUGGUUAGCCUAUCUGUCUCUCUCAUCGCUCUUUCUAUUUUCCUCUACCUUAUUUGCAGAAAGAAGCCCGUUGAAUCUGAAGAAACACUUCCUGUCAAGCUUUGCGCUCGCGCAUACCCGUUAACGGAUAUUGAUACGGCCACCGACGCCUUCAACCACCGCAGAAUUGUUGGCCAUGGCCGCCUUGGAACUGUGUAUGCAGGAAUACUAGAAGAAGGAGAAGUAGUGGCUGUCAAGCGGAUUCAUUCACGGCUGGUGUUGAGCAAUGCAGGAUUCAGGUUUUCAACGAUGAUCAAAUCGCUUACUUUUGCCCAACACCCCCAUAUUGUGCCAAUUGUAGGCUUUUCUGAAGCUCCGGGUGAGAGAAUUAUAGUGAUGGAGUUUGUUGGCAUGGCCGGUUUGGAUUUCUAUUUACAUCAAAACUCAGAUGAGGCUUCUCUAUUGGAUUGGGGCAACCGUUUGAGGAUUGCAGCCGGCGCCGCCCGAGGGCUCGAGUACUUGCAUGAAGGUACGACACCAAAUAUUGUCCAUGGUUGUGUCAAGGCCUCGAAUAUUUUGAUUGAUGUUAAAUUUUGUGCUAAAGUUUGUGAUUAUGGGCUAUCAUUUUUGGCAUCCCAAGAGAAGAAAGGCCUGAUGGGAUACGUGGAUGAUGAGUACUGGGGUGACACAGUUGCAGGUGCUUGCAAGGAAAAUGAUGUUUAUGGUUUUGGGGUGCUUUUGUUAGAGCUAUUGAGUGGGAGAUCAGAAAGUGAAGAAGGAUUACUUGUUAAGUGGGCAUUGCCAUUGAUCAAAGACAGGAGAUUUUAUGAGCUUUUGGACCCAAGACUCGUAAUUCCUUCUGAUCUAAAGCCUCUUGUUAGACUGGCUAAAGCUGCCUCAGCUUGUGUUGGUAACUCAAGGAAGAGCAGGCCUUCGAUGGGUCAAGUGGCAGCAAUUUUGAACAAUUUGGAGAUGGAUUUUGAACAGUUGAGAUAGAGAUGUUUUUCAAUUAAUUGGUGCUUCAUUAGUUAUCCGCGGGGGUCAAGAAUACUUCGUCUAAAAAGGUUGCUGCUAGUGCUAGGCUGCUAGCUACAAGCUAGUAAUAUUUGAUCACAAUUUUCAAAGAGAAAUUUUGGACAUUUGACUUUGAUAAAAUCAAAUCAAAUAUAUCAUAAGAGGGUAUGAACUUUCCAUGGACUGAAAGAGCCACGCAACAAUUUAGAGUUGUCCUGCAUGGAUGUGUUUGAGAAGUAUUCGGUGGGAAACAGUUGAAAUGGAAAGGUGGGAAGGGUGACUUUGUCCUUUGGACGGUGGAUUUUGAUCUUUUGUUUGCGUGAGGAACGGGGAAUCUCUUUUAGUGGUGAAAGGGACCCCUUCCUUUUCUUUCUUUCAAAUCAACCUCUUAUUUUGUGUAGCUCUUGUUUCCUUGUCAUUGCCUCCUCUUUUGAUUAAGCAUAAUCUGCAUGUCAUUCAUACACAAUUAUAGGGCGUAUGAUUUUCGUUUUUCUGUUUUUUAGCCAAACGCUACAACUCUUCUAAUGUUCACAUGAUGUAUAGUCGUGGCUCAUAAGUUAUAAGGACCCAGAUCUUUUCUCUA